AUGGAUACCCGACCGCUAUACGGUGGAGCCAUUUCUUGCCCAGUUGGAAACUCAUUUCUCGAUGUGAGCAAUGUACGCCAAGUACCCGACAAUCAGGAAGUCUUUGUGGAUAUGGAUACACAGCAGAGUCUCAUCAUUGAGCUGCUUGAACCUGUUGAAGCUGUGAACGAGGAUAUUGCACGGUUCCAUUUCCAACAAUUGGCUGACGAUAACGAAGCAACCGAAGCUCAUGUUGACCGUGUCAUUAAGCUGGAUUCCAAGACUGCCGUUCCUCGUCUUCCCGCAGAUACGACGAUCGUGCACAUGCUACGAGGCACGCAAAAGGUUGCUAAAUUCAACGAGGCCAAGGAUAUGGCAUACAACACGGUGGAAAUCAGAAUGGCUGUGAUACGUCUUGCUCAGGUGGAAACGGAUUUGGUGAUUUCUAUCAAUGCACCUGUUUUGGUGGCUCCUGGAAGCACAGAUCAAGCAACAACAGCAGCCAAUGUGGAACAGCAUAUUGAAGCAAUCCUUAGCCAGCUGCAAGUGAAUGAUUGGAGUCUCUUUGGAUGA
Molecule: messenger RNA, 552 nt
Organism: Lichtheimia ornata
Lineage: Eukaryota; Fungi; Mucoromycota; Mucoromycetes; Mucorales; Lichtheimiaceae
Exons: 4
Coding region: 1-552 (183 amino acids)
Biological process (GO): protein import into nucleus
Cellular component (GO): nucleus
Molecular function (GO): small GTPase binding; guanyl-nucleotide exchange factor activity
Source: RefSeq, a predicted model, not a curated record